CUGUGCAGCAUGCACUACUACAGCUUCUCAAUGCCUGUUCACAUGCUCUGAGGCAAGUGUUUAUCUAGCAUUCUCUGCAAAAAUACCUAACCAUUUUCUGAGGAGCUCCAGAGGCUUGUGGCUGAACGCUUGCCAAUGUCAAUUUCUGCAAACUUUGUUGAGGUUGUGAUUUAAAAAAAAAAGUUUCAUCAGGUUCAUUGGGAUAAGAAACAAGUCAGAGGAGAACAUGUCCCUGGACGUGAAGGAGAAGACAGAGGUACGCCUGGUGUUCAUGGGAGCAGCAGGCGUGGGGAAAACGGCUCUGAUCCAGCGCUUCCUACAGGACAGCUUCGAGCCCAAGCACCGGCGUACAGUGGAGGAGCUUCACAGCAAGGAGUAUGAGGUGGGUGGCAUCAAGGUGACCAUUCACAUCAUGGACACCAGCGGCAGCUACUCCUUCCCAGCCAUGCGCAAGCUCUCUAUCCAGAACGGGGAUGCUUUCGCCCUUGUGUAUUCAGUGGACGACCCAGAGUCGCUGGACGCCGUCAAGAGCCUGCGGGAGGAGAUCCUGGAGAUCAAGGAGGACAAGUUUACGCCCAUUGUGGUGGUGGGCAACAAGACAGACCGGCAGGGCGAGCGCCGGGUGUCAGCUGAAGACGUGCUUGCCACGGUCGAGCUGGACUGGAACCACUGCUUUCUGGAAGCCUCGGCCAAAGAGAACGACAACGUGCUGCAGGUGUUCCGCGAGCUUCUCCAGCAAGCCAACCUGCCCAGUCGUCUGAGCCCCGCCCUCUGCCGUCGUAGAGAGACGUUCCCCAAGAAUAUCGGAGCACGACCGCCAAUGAACAAGACCAACAGCUGCACUGUCUCCUAAAACAGGCAGGGAAGAAGCUGUGUGGGGACAGGGGGGCGAGAGGGGAGGAGGAGAGUCUGUACAAAGCCCUAUGGCAGCGGAGAGAAAAGGCAAUUAAGCUAAAAAAAAAAAUAAUAAUAAUAAUAAGCUUGUUAAACUGCACACUCCUCACAAUCUGUGGAACCUUCCAAACUCAGCAUCACUGUCAUCAUCCCAGUAUUGACAACAGCAAAGGUUUUAAAGACACUGACUGCUGAUAAGGGGAGGAAAAAGGAGGAAAAGACAAUGAUUAGCUUUUACUCUGUGAGAAAAUGCAGGAACUUUUGAAGACACUUGCUGGACAUGCUGAAUGUUGUGACAGUUUUCAAGUUGCAUUAAGCUUGUGAAGCUCUGAUGCAAGAUCAAUGUAAAGUGUCAAGCUGAUGCAGUUGUGCCAAGUCUGAAUGGUGUACAAGUCUUUCAAAAAAGUAUUCUGAUUAUGUAAGUUAUGUAGGCUGUAGCAUAAACUAGCCUAAAUGUACAAUUCUCCUAAUAGUCAACUGUAUGAAGUUUGCAUUGGUUUACAAGUAAUUGCAACAAAGCUCUGAGCCAUGGUGUUUUUAAGUUUUAUCUCAUUUCUCAGUACCAUGCUUGUCACCAUACACAUGCACUUUCGAUAUUCUAUAGACAUCUUAUGUUGCACAUUUUUUAUGUUUUGUUACUCUAUCAACAAAUAAAUAUUUAAAAUGCUCAAA
Messenger RNA from Colossoma macropomum (tambaqui), 1566 nucleotides. RefSeq names its product rasd family member 4 (gene rasd4). The record is from RefSeq and is a predicted model, not a curated record. The transcript has a single exon. Lineage: Eukaryota; Metazoa; Chordata; Actinopteri; Characiformes; Serrasalmidae. Gene Ontology annotation, molecular function: GTP binding; GTPase activity. The coding region runs from base 227 to 853 and encodes 208 amino acids.